Acanthamoeba castellanii str. Neff is the source of this 708-nucleotide messenger RNA. Its product is annotated as HD domain containing protein. Gene Ontology annotation, cellular component: cytoplasm. Bases 1 to 708 code for a protein of 235 amino acids. Lineage: Eukaryota; Discosea; Longamoebia; Acanthamoebidae. The record is from RefSeq and is a predicted model, not a curated record. Gene Ontology annotation, molecular function: 5'-deoxynucleotidase activity. The transcript has 7 exons.
AUGGAGCAGCAGCAACCCAUCGCCGCGCCUGCCCCGGCUUCCAUUGCUGCUCCUGCUGCCAGCUCCCUGCUGGAUUUCAUGUGCCUCAUGGGCAAGCUCAAGCACCUCAAGCGAACGGGAUGGGUGCGCCACAACGUGUCCGCUCCCGAGUGCAUCGCCGACCACAUGUACCGGAUGGGCAUCAUGGCCAUGCUGUUUGCCGACUCGUCCCUCAACAAGGAGCGCAUGGUCAAGCUCGCCCUCCUUUCGCCCUGCCCCUCCCUCCCGUGCCACGGCGGCGGUGGCUGGCUGGCGGGUGGGUGGGUGGGUGGGUGGGUGACAGCUAUCGUGGGCGACAUCACGCCCCAUUGCGGGGUGACCAAGGACGAGAAGUACCGCCUGGAGCACGAAGCGAUGGGCACCAUACGGGCGAUGCUGGCCGGUCUUCCCGCCGCCGAUGAGUUCGAGGAGCUGUGGCUUGAGUAUGAAAAGGGCGAGACGCCCGAGGCUCGCGUUGUCGGGCAGAUCGACAAGUUCGACAUGUACCUACAGGCCCACGAGUACGAAGCCUCGCAAGGCUUAGACCUUUCCGAGUUCUUUCGGGGAGCGGAGACGACGGUGCAGCACCCGGAGAUGCGGCAGUGGCUUGCGGAGCUGCUCGCCAGGCGACAGCAGCCGCCUUCCGCGUCCUCGCCCGUGGCCUCGGCCCCGGCAUCGACGUCACCAUGA